Microdochium trichocladiopsis is the source of this 257-nucleotide messenger RNA. RefSeq lists its product as uncharacterized. The transcript has a single exon. The record is from RefSeq and is a predicted model, not a curated record. Lineage: Eukaryota; Fungi; Ascomycota; Sordariomycetes; Xylariales; Microdochiaceae. The coding region runs from base 56 to 235 and encodes 59 amino acids.
GAGCAGCUCAACUCGACAUCUACCAGCAGUGUGUUGCAGAUUCAUUAGACGCAAAAUGGCGGACAGAGCUGGUCUCGCCCUGGGCGCCAUAUCGCCCGGCGUCGACGUCUUCAAGGGCCUCAUCACCUAUCUGGAUGCACUCAGAAGCCACACGGACGAAUUGCAAGCGCUGUCAAGACGCACUCAGACCCUGCUCAUCACCCUCAAGCUUCUCGGCAGGACUGUUCGAUCCUAAGUGCCACAGCUUUAGAUGCCAG